Messenger RNA from Lachancea mirantina, 1422 nucleotides. Lineage: Eukaryota; Fungi; Ascomycota; Saccharomycetes; Saccharomycetales; Saccharomycetaceae. The record is from the annotation of a GenBank genome assembly.
AUGGAUGCUGAAUUUUACAAAGGAUUGAACAAAGCUCUUCGAAAGGAGCAAACUUCGCUGAAAAACCGUCUACAAAGCAUUUUGCUAGAUCAUCGAUUCUUGAGUGGAAAAGUACGAUCCACGUUUCCAGAUUUCCCUGUUGUGCCCAAUGAGAGAUGCGGACUUUGGUACUGUAGUCCGGACAGUUACAACCAGACGAGUUAUUUCAAAUCAACUGACGGCCAUACAAAUCAAUGGGAUUUUAGCGUUCGCAGGCUCAAUUUACAUUUAUUGCCUACGUUGAGAGAUAAGGGAGGCAUAAUCAUAGUGGAUAGUACGAGAAGAGGCAAAAAAAUUCCAGAUGCUCUAAGCAAAACAAUCCCAAUUUGGUGUGCUGUGCUUAAUAUCAUCAUGCUAGAAUACAUUGGGACCUCAGCGGAAUAUCUUUUUUGCCCGCCUGGAACUGUCUCUGCCUUGGAAAAGGAACGUAUCGAUGCCAAACUUCCGGAACUGGUUUCCAAAUUGAAAGAACUGCUUGUUAUAGACGGCAGGGAGCUACAUGGUUUGCUGAAGGGUAAACUUUUGCGUCCGUUCUGGGUGUAUCCCGGAAGCUCCAUUCUAGAAGCUCAGCACGACAUUUUCACCGGAGAAACUGUGAGUUCAAAAUGGGAAUUACCAGCAGACGCCAGUUAUUUGCCCAUAAUUCUUUGUACUGUUAGCUAUCAGUGUCAAGAUGGUAUGGACAAACGCCACGGCUUCACAUACGUGCAAGGUGCAGCCGAUGACCAUGAACUUUGGGCUCAAGGCUUAGCGCCAAGACUUUUCUGGGAGAACCUUUCCAUUUUUAGUGAUAUGCAGAAGUCCGAUCAAGCUCUUCAGGAGUCAUUGGCCUCAGUCGUGAAGCUGAGUUCGGAUUUUGAUAAACCGGGGGACGAUAUCGAUAAGUUUUUUGUUGUUGACAAAAUAACUGAACAUGUUUACUUAGGGUGUGUGCAAGGGACGGCAACGCUUGCUACCAGCUUACAAAAGCAAUUGCAGUUGCGGUUUUCCCUGGUAGUGAUGCUUUCUGAAAGAGUUAGUACAGACGAUGACGAUGUCACAGGGGGAAAGUUUACCAGAAUUUACAACCUUUCAAGUGGUUCUAAGAAGAGUUCGCGAGAACUACGCUUGGCUCUCGUUGAGAUUUGUCCAUUGAUUUACAAGCAUUUGCACGGCAAAUUGCCCGUUCUAGUCUGCUGUGACAAUGGGAAGGACAUGUCUGUUAGCGUCAUUUUAGCUGUUCUAGCGAAGUAUUACACUCCAGAAUGGGAAUUGAGUACAGAACAAGAGGUGCACAAGGCUUUAAUUAAAAGGCAUUUGAUUAAAAUGAUCAAAGUUUUACAUGGAAGAAAUAUCAAUCCCUCUAGGGCGUCUUUGAACAGCGUGAAUGCCUAUCUCAUGUGA